Messenger RNA from Effrenium voratum, 2145 nucleotides. The record is from the annotation of a GenBank genome assembly. NCBI's taxonomy places the organism in Eukaryota, Dinophyceae, Suessiales, Symbiodiniaceae.
AUGUUGCGGUUGGGCUUGCUUGCCUGCCUUGGUGUUCUCUUGGAAGAUUAUGCUGGAGCUUCCGAUCCGCCCCUUCUCAGGGGUGCCGACACGACUCGCAUGAAUUUCCCGGAGGAGAUGAUUGAUGGCUUGAUGGAAGACUUCGCCGCAGCUUUGGAGCGAUUCUACCAGUCGACGUUUGGAGAUCCCAGCCCUGUCAGGAAGUAUCUCAACGUGGUGACCAGAACAUCCCCCUUCGUGGUUCAAGCGGCCGCUUUGUCCUUCUGGGCGUACGACUUGGACUACUUCGAGGGCCGAUGGGCCUCCGAGGAUUGGGCUGGUGGCUGGAGGGUGGUGAAGAAAUACGUGAACACCACCAGCAAGUCUUUGGCUCCAGGAUUGGAUGUGGUGGCGCUGUUCCGGCGCCAGGAUGAAUGUGUCCUGUCCUUUUCUGGCACCACCGGUUUAGCAGAUUGGACCACCAACUUGAAUGUCAAGAGCCUGCAAAGUUUGGACGAAUGCGGACUGCACAACGUCCAUGAAGGCUUCUUUGAGGACUUCGUGCAGUUCAUGUUGGGUGAUGCCUGGAGUGAGGGCAUGGAGGAAGAAAUCCUCUCCAAGUGUGGAGGCCGCUUGUCGGUGGCUGGGCACUCGCAGGGCGCCGCCCUAGCGGAGAUCUUCGCCACCUGCGUCAACCGGGCGGACGAGGUGAGUUUCCCGGAUCUUUGGCGCUGGGGACAGCUGGUCCACCCCGGGCGGAGGGUCUCAACGCGGGUGACCGUCACAGGACUCUAUGGCGUCGCCUCUCCGGGUUCCACGGUGGACUUUCAGCUAAAGAACGGCGCGUCGCCCGGCGGCGUUUUCCCCGGGGCGCGACUUUUCAACAUGGACUCGGAGACCUUCGACCCGGUGCCGUGGAUCACGGUGCUCUUGAACUUCCAGCAUGCGAAGUAUCAAGCCCUUCAACUUCUCCAACCGCAUCAAGUGGUGAGUCACCAGGGAGAUACGUUCGAUGCUCGUUGGCAGCCACUGACCUCGGCGGUCUUCGGGAAGUUGAUGUCUGUGGAGCAUCACCUGGGGCCGGCGUACAUGCGGCGCAUUCUGGCCUUCACGCGAGAGGUGUCCAUCACGAUUCUGGCAGCCCAGAACUUGUCAGAGGAAUGUCUCUUGGGCGGUAUGACGCCGUACAUUGAGGUGCAAGUUGAUGAGGAGAUCUACUUCACAAGACCAGUCGAUGCAGGCUUGCUGGACGCAGUGUAUUGGAACGAGACGUUUCCACUCACCACAUAUGAGCCAGGGAAGGCCAUUCAACUCUUUGCAUGGAAUGAUUGCACUAUGGACUUCAAGAUGGGAGGAGGCGUGGCGGGGCUCAGCUGCGGUUUGGCGCUGCUGCGGCACGGAAGGUCGUGCUCGGUGCGGCUGCUGGAGGUCCAAACGCGGCUCGGGGGGAGGCUCUGCACACGCCAGGUGGGCGACGUAUUGGCAGACGCGGGCGGCGCUUGGGUGCACGGUAUCGAGGGCAACCCUCUGAUUGCAGAUGGCUUCAUCACACAAGAGGACCUGGUCACCAGCAGCGGGCGAAACAUUUGGCUUCACGGGCCCUGCGGUGGUGACAGCUGCAGCUUCAAGCGCUCUGAGGAGGAUGAAGUCUGGGAGCGGCGCAUGGCGCGAGUGGGCGCGGUAGCGGCUGCGAGUGCGGAAUCGGGGCGCUCACUGCAGGACGGCUUGCGAGACACUGAGACCGAGUUCGGCCCGCUGAGCGCUGUGGAGCUCAGGCGUCUCCGCUUGCUGGAGGGAUGGUUCGGACUUCCGGCGGAGAGGAUUGGGCUGCUGGAGUGGGAUGCGGAGCAGGGCUCCAUGGGAGACUUCCCCGGGCCCCACGCCAUCCUCAAAGGCGGCGCGCAGCUGGUCGCAGACCGCCUGGCGGCGGAGGCGCAACGUCUAGGCCUCCAGGUGCACCUCGGUGAGGAAGUGCUGAGCCUCGAAGAGACGGAGCAGGGUGUGGUGGUCGUCUCCACAGGCGGCUCCAUGACGGCGCGAGCAGCUGUGGUCACCGUGUCCUUAGGCGUGCUGCAGUCGCGGCCGGACCUGGUGCGGCCCCCCCUGCCGCAGACGCAGCGCCUGGAGAUGUGCGGCUUGGAUUGGCAUCCAAGGGUGGAGCCUUGA